This is a messenger RNA of Parasteatoda tepidariorum (common house spider), 1022 nucleotides long. Its product is annotated as torsin-1A. Gene Ontology annotation, biological process: cellular response to misfolded protein. The record is from RefSeq and is a predicted model, not a curated record. Gene Ontology annotation, molecular function: ATP binding; ATP hydrolysis activity. Lineage: Eukaryota; Metazoa; Arthropoda; Arachnida; Araneae; Theridiidae.
AGAAGAAUCGGUUCAAUGAUUGACUAAGCUAUCAAAAUUUUUCAUUGAUCGGUUUGAGCAGCAAGUUUAUUAUUUUAAAGGAGUUCUUAGUGAUCAAGCCUACUAAUUUCGAAUAUCACUAGCAAAUAUUAAAGUUAUCAAUAUUGAUCAAUUUUGAAAUUUAAAACAUGUCAGAAAUGACGAAAUGAAUAUGUUAUUAAUGACAUAUGUGUUCGAAGCAAUAAAAUUUUAAAAUAAACAUGUCUGUUUCCUCAUAUAAGAUAUGCCUUGUGUUAUGUUUAGUUUUUUUGCCUUUUUCUUCAUGUAUUGAGCCCAUAACCACGGGUCUUAGUGUAGCUAUCGGAGCAUUGGUUUCUUCUGUUUAUUAUGGUAUUUAUAUCAAAAUGCCUUGGCAGGAAAAAUGCGGCCAGAAAUGGAAUAAUUUUACUGCUACUGAUCUUGACUCCAAUCUUAAAAAGCAUUUAUUUGGCCAACAUCUUGUAGCAUCAACAGUUACUAAUGCAGUUAGAGCUCACAUUAUGAGAAAAGAGCCAAAAAAAGCACUAUCUAUGGCAUUUCAUGGUUGGACAGGUGGUGGUAAGAACUUUGUUGCUAAAAUUCUGGCUGAUACUUUGUAUGAAGAAGGUUCAAAGAGUGAUUUUGUUCACUGGUACAUUGCUACGAGAGAUUUCCCUCACGCUGAAGAUACAAAAAAAUAUAGAGAAAGACUACUAAGGGAAAUUGCUGAGUAUACAAAAAAAUGUGGGCAAUCUUUGUUCAUUUUUGAUGAAGUAGAUAAAAUGCACCCUGGUCUGAUUGAUGGAUUGAAGCCCUUUCUUGAUUUUUAUGAGGAUAUUGAUGGUAUUGAUUAUAGAAGGAACAUUUUUGUAUUUCUGAGUAAUGCAGGUGGAAGCGAGAUUACUAAAGUGGCUUUAAACUUUUGGUUGGAAGGUAAAGAAAGAGAAGACAUAGUUAUGAAGGAUAUAGAGCCUUUGGUCAACAAAGGAGCAUUUAACGAAAAGGGUUAGUCUUUUGUUUCUACU